UCCUUUUGCCAAGGCUCCGGGGAGUAGAGCCAUACCACUCUCCCUGAUGAUCCCAGCAAGUAGCUACUUCUCCCAGACAGAGUUGGGGUCAAAUCCAUGCAUGUCCUAUUCCCACAAAAGCCCACUCUCCCCAGGGCUUGCUGGGAAGGAAGGACAACUACAGCCCCUCUGAAAUUUGUCUGUGUGAGGACAGGGUGCACGAAGUUUGAGGCAGAAGUGAACGGACAGGAGUGCUUCUUAGGGAAGCAGCAGAAAGGUGGCAAGAAGCUGGCAGCGGCCCCUGAGAGGGCCCUGGCGCCAUGGACAAUGAAGAACCUCUUGAGCCUGAGACAGAAGAUGAACCCAAAACGGAGCCGGCAGCACAGGACAGUGACAAAGCCCUCUACUGUGAGGCUGAGGCCUCUGUGGCUGCAGAGAAAGAGAAGUCAGGCUGGGAGAGCUCCGAAACAGACUUGGAGAUCGAAGAUACCGAGAAACUUUUCACCACUGGACAAAGGGAGCUAUACCUGGAGGCCUGCAAACUGGUGGGUGUAGUGCCCGUCUCCUACUUUAUCCGGAACAUGGAGGAGUCCUACGUGAACCUCAAUCACCAUGGGCUGGGACCCACUGGUACCAGGGCCAUUGCCAUAGCCCUAGUGUCCAACACGAGCAUCGUCACCCUGGAGCUGGCAGACAACCAUAUCACGGAGGAGGGCGCCCUGAGCCUGGUGGAGAUGCUGCAAGAGAACUCCUUCCUGCAGGACUUGAAUAUUUCUGACAAUGAACUUGGCUUCAAGGGGGCCAGCACCAUCUCAGAAUUUCUUCAGAGAAAUACCUCUUCGCUCUUGAACCUCCAGCUUUCAGGAAAUAACUUCCGGGACGAAUCCGCAGAGCUGUUGUGCCAAGCCUUGUCGGCCAAUUACCGAAUUAAGAUGCUGGAUCUCAGCCACAACGAAUUCUCUGAUAAGGGAGGAGAACACGUCGGGCAGAUGCUGGCCCUCAAUAUAGGGCUCCAGUCACUGGAUCUGAGCUGGAAUCACUUCCACAUACGGGGAGCUGUGGCCUUGUGCAAUGGUCUCCGGGCUAAUGUAACCCUGCAGAAACUGGAUCUCUCUAUGAACGGCUUCGGGAACGAGGGGGCUACGGCCCUAGGGGAGGUCCUCAGGCUCAACAACUCCCUGGUCUACCUAGACGUCAGCAGCAAUGACAUCAGCAACGAAGGAGCCGCCAAAAUCAGCAAAGGACUGGAGAUCAAUGAGAGCCUCAAAGUUCUGAGGCUUUACCUGAACCCUUUGAGUAUGGAUGGGGCUAUGUCCCUUAUCCUGUCCAUCAAGAGGAACACCAAAUCCAAGAUGGAAGAGAUUGACAUUUCUAACGUGCUGGUGUCUGAGCAGUUCACAAAAACAUUGGAUGGGGUGUGUGCCAUCCACCCCCAGCUGGACGUAACUUACAAGGCAGUGCAAGGCUUCUCUGCCAAGAAAAUGGCCCUCUUGUGGACAAACCCCAUGAAACUGAUCCAGAGCUACGCAGACCAGCACCAAAUCACGGUCGCAGACUUCUUCAAGAGCUUGAACCCUAAGGGAACAAUGACAAUGUCUGUGGGCGACUUCCGGAAAGCGAUGAUACAGCAGGACAAGGUCCCUAUGAGCCGGUACCAAGUCAGGGAGCUGAUAAAGAAGCUGGAUGAGAAGACAGGCAUGGUGAACUUCAGUUUCCUAAAAAAGGUGAAGCCGUAGCAACAAGUCUGGUCUGGAAAGAAGUCCCCACAACAGAGAGGUCCUGGCAAGUUGACUGGUGGCGUGGAGGAGACAAAGGUCAAUUCUGAAACCUCCGUGGACAAACACCGAGGCUGGCCUGUGAGCGAGCCAAUAAAGUCCGGCUGGGUCCCCCCGUCUCUGGGCUGCUGGUGGUGUGCCCCCCCCACCCCCCACCCAGCUGGAGCAGCGCCCUCUGGGUUUAGCAACCAGCAGGGGGCGCAUCCUUGGUGGCCUUGGUAGGAACCGGGAAGACAAAUUGGGAAUGCAAUGGGGUUGCUAGGCAGCAGGAAAAGAGCAGUCAGAGAAGAUCAGUGCACGAAGGCAGUCAUGCUAGUAAAUAUAAACUGUAUCAGGGAGAGAGGUUUCUGAGAUGCGGGAGAGGCAGUGGCAGAGGGACCAGAUGCUCAGGAACAAGGACUGAGGGCCUUUAGAAGCAUAUGCUGAGGGGUCAUGUAGAGAGAGCCCAGGAUGGGAGACAGAGAGACCCGGCAUGCAGUCACAGCCCGGCACGACCUCUCACCACCUGACCUCGGAGCCUUGUGCUUGCAUCCCAAAAAAGCAGGACAGCUGAAAUAAAGGCUUCCCAAUCUGUUCUGGGAAUCUACUGUUCUACAUUUCUUUUUAAAAUUCCUUGGGAGCUAAGGAGACAUGAAUUGCUGAGCAUAAAAGCAGGGAUAGGCAAGAACAGCAUGCGCAGAGCAGGUGUGGGGAUGGGCACCUUACAGCGUUCUGAUUGACCUCGCCAGUUGUCAUUGUGGACGAACAAGGGCAGGGACUGAGUCGCGCAUCUCUGUACCAGCGCACGGUGCCCGACAUGUAGGAGGUGCUCAAUAAAGACCUAUGGAAUGAA
This is a messenger RNA of Suricata suricatta (meerkat), 2586 nucleotides long. It is a transcript of the gene LRRC74A, whose product is annotated as leucine rich repeat containing 74A. Lineage: Eukaryota; Metazoa; Chordata; Mammalia; Carnivora; Herpestidae. The transcript is spliced from 14 exons. Gene Ontology annotation, molecular function: protein binding. Bases 300 to 1715 code for a protein of 471 amino acids. The record is from RefSeq and is a predicted model, not a curated record.